Messenger RNA from Bursaphelenchus xylophilus (pine wood nematode), 1008 nucleotides. NCBI's taxonomy places the organism in Eukaryota, Metazoa, Nematoda, Chromadorea, Rhabditida, Aphelenchoididae. The record is from the annotation of a GenBank genome assembly.
AUGGUUACAACCACGUACAAAAAGCUCAUCAAGUCUGAUGGCGUGGCCACCGAAUUGGAACAACAGGUUGCCAACCAUUUGACCGACCUGACCUCCACCGAGGACUUGAAGAACCAACUCUCCGAGUUGUACUUCGUUGGAGCCGAGGUAAGAAUUUUCCGUUGGCUUUUUCUUGUUUUAGGACUUGACCUGAGAAUUUACAAUCUCUUUUUUCACUGCCAAAUUAAAGAAUCGUAGGAGGAAAAUAAGGAAUUUCGUACUGUUUAGUCGUUCUCUUUUAAGUAUAAAUCUUCGAUUUUUGUGGGUUUGAGGAAAAUUUAGGUCUAUACGAAUUCAGCGAAAAUUUCGAAUUUGUAAAAGAAAAAAAUGCUGUGUAAAAUCUCAUUCUUUAACUUUUAGAAGCACGAAUUUGGAAACAAGAACGUGAUCAUCAUCUGGGUGCCAGUCCCUCAACUUCGCGACUACCAGCGAAUCCACAACAAGCUGGUCAGAGAGUUGGAGAAGAAGUUCAGCGGGUCUCAUGUUGUUUUCCUGGCCAAGGUAAGCUUUUUGAUUUUUGUUUUAUAUUCCCGAUAAACUUUUCAAGGUUUCUCGUGAUUUUUAGCUUUUUUUGAUGUUGUAGAUGAGAUCCGAAUUGAGGAAUAUGUAGUUGUUUUUGAGCUUGUUAUUGUCUCUGCGAUUUUGAAUCUCCUAAUUCUUGAUCUUUUUCAGCGCCGUAUCCUCCCCAAACCACUCCGUGGCAAAAACCGUCUCCCAGAAAAGCAAAAGCGACCCCGCUCCCGUACCUUGACCGCCGUCCAAGAUGGAUACCUGGCCGAUAUUGUCUACCCCGCCGAGAUUGUUGGCCGAAGAAUCCGCAUCAAGCUCGAUGGUAAACAAGUCCACAAGGUCCACCUCGACAAGGCUCAACUCACCAACGUUGAACACAAGGUCGACUCUUUCAGCUCCGUCUACAAACAGUUGACCGGAAAGGAAGUCGUAUUCGAAUUCCCCGAACCCCUCUUCUAA